AUGGCGGACGGCCCGGCCCCGAAGCGGCGGCGGGAAGAGGGCGAGGCGGCCCCGGGCGGCUCCCCGUUCCCGUUGGGCUCCGUGCGGAUGCGGCGGCUGCUGCGGGACUCGGCGCGCGAGAAGGCGGCCUUCGUGCACGGCCAGGUGUCCGGGCCGGCGGGGGAGGAGACGGACGCCGUGCUGAUCCUGGAGAAAACGCCGUUCCGGGAGGAGGAGAUCGGGGAGCUGCUGAGGAGGCACGCCAAGCUGGAGCUGCAGACGCGCAACGACAUUUACAGCACGUACCGCCUCUACCCGCCCCCCGAGCUGAGCGAGAUAAAAGCCACAGUGGUGUACCCUGCCACAGAGAAACACCUUCAGAAGUACCUCCGUCAGGAAGUGCACCUGGUCCGUGAAACCUGGGAGGACUACAAGAACAUAACGCUGCCCUUCAUCCAGUCCCAGAGCUUCAGCAUCCAGUGGGUGUAUAAUAUCCUGGAGAAGAAAGCUGAGGCUGAUCGAAUCAUCCAUGAAAACCCAGACCCUUGCAAUGGCUUUGUUCUAGUUCCAGAUUUUAAGUGGAAUCAAAACCAGCUCGAGGACCUCUACCUGAUAGCCCUCAUUCACCGCCGCGGUGUGAAGUCUCUCCGGGACCUCACAGCAGAGCACCUCCCUUUGCUGAGGAACGUCUUGCAGGAGGGCAAGGAAGCCAUAGCAAAACGCUUUGGUGUGCCCGGAUCCCAGCUCCGCAUCUACCUGCACUACCAGCCCUCCUACUACCACCUGCACGUGCAUUUCACCGCCCUGGGCUACGAUGCUCCGGGCAGCUCUGCUGAGAGAGCCCAUCUGCUGGAGGACGUCAUCGACAACCUGCUGCUGGAUGCUCAGUUCUACCAGAAGCGGGCGCUGACCUUCGCCCUGCGGGCUGACGAACCCCUGCUGAAGAAAUUCCAGGAGGCAGGAAGAGCGUGAGCUGGCAGAGCCAAACGUGGAGCUGCUUUUUUAUCCCGUGGGUUUGGGUGAUUUUUGUUUCCAGAGUUUCGUCGCUUUUUGGUUUUUUUUUAUACUCGGGUUUUGUACGAAAUUGGGGCUGUCAGCCCAUUGCCAUGGAAACUGCUCCUUCAGUCAAUUAAAACCUUGAUUGGGUAA
Molecule: messenger RNA, 1128 nt
Organism: Centrocercus urophasianus (Greater sage-grouse)
Lineage: Eukaryota; Metazoa; Chordata; Aves; Galliformes; Phasianidae
Gene: DCPS
Product: decapping enzyme, scavenger
Exons: 6
Coding region: 1-951 (316 amino acids)
Biological process (GO): deadenylation-dependent decapping of nuclear-transcribed mRNA
Cellular component (GO): nucleus; P-body
Molecular function (GO): hydrolase activity; RNA 7-methylguanosine cap binding
Source: RefSeq, a predicted model, not a curated record